Molecule: messenger RNA, 5301 nt
Organism: Endocarpon pusillum Z07020
Lineage: Eukaryota; Fungi; Ascomycota; Eurotiomycetes; Verrucariales; Verrucariaceae
Product: DNA topoisomerase 2
Exons: 4
Coding region: 1-5301 (1766 amino acids)
Biological process (GO): DNA topological change; resolution of meiotic recombination intermediates; sister chromatid segregation
Cellular component (GO): nucleus
Molecular function (GO): ATP binding; DNA topoisomerase type II (double strand cut, ATP-hydrolyzing) activity; DNA binding
Source: RefSeq, a predicted model, not a curated record
AUGGCGGACGAAAGCAUGUUCGACGACUAUGGAGAUGGAUCUGAUUUCGAAGUGGCUAAACCAAAGGCAAAAGCCCCACGAAAGGCUCCCAAGAAGACGACUGCUAGUAAAGCGGCACCGAAGAAGGCGACCCAGGCCACGCUGAAAUCCACAGCAAAGACCAAAACCACAGUAUCAAAAAAGCGUCCCACACUCGAGUCGGAAGAUGAGGCCCCGAGGGCAGUUGACAAUGCAUUCGACGACGAAUCACUGCUCUCGCACACCCCUCCAAAAGCCAAAAAACCAAAGACCGACCCCAAACCAUCCAAGUCAGCCAAGAAGCCGCUUGCUGACGUCGUUAACGAAGCCAUGGCAGUGGACGGUAUCGUUGAGGAGAAGCCUAAGAAGGGCAAGAGAGUUUCGGAGCAAUAUCAGAUGAUCUCCCACCUUGAGCACAUUAUAAAAAGGCCUGACACCUACAUUGGUUCGACCGAAAGGAGCGAAAAGCAGAUGUGGGUCUACAACAGUGAGCACGAGAGCAUGGAAUUUCGUGAAAUCAGCUACGUCCCUGGGCUUUACAAGAUAUUCGAUGAGAUUCUUGUCAAUGCUGCCGACAAUAGGCAUAAUGACAAGAACAUGGAUGAGAUCAAAGUUAACAUUGACCGAGAACAAGGAGAAAUCAGUGUUUGGAACAACGGUCGCGGGAUCCCGAUCGAGAUUCAUUCAAAACAGAAAAUUUACAUUCCUGAAAUGAUCUUUGGCAAUCUCCUAAGUUCUUCGAAUUACGACGAUGAUCAACAGAAGGUCACUGGCGGCCGUAAUGGUUAUGGUGCGAAGCUGUGCAACAUUUUCAGCACAGAAUUCACCUUGGAAACUGUAGACGCGCGGAAGAAGAAGAAGUACAAGCAGACCUGGACCAAGAAUAUGUCCGUGAAAGGUGAUGCGAGGAUCACAGACUUCAACGGCGAGGAUUACACGAAAGUCACUUUCAAGCCCGAUUUUGCCAAAUUCGGAAUGACUGGUUUCGACGAUGACUUUGAGGCUCUUGCAAAACGGCGUGUGUAUGAUCUAGCAGGAACGUGCAAGGGCAUCGCGGUACGGCUGAAUUCUGCACGUGUGCCAGUGCGGAGUUUUCAGAAAUAUAUGGAAAUGUACACCAAGGCCAUCAAGAAGGAGAGGGGAGAGGAGGCUGUCAAUGACAAAUCAAACAUCAUCCACGAGGUUGUCAACGAGCGCUGGGAGAUCGGCUUUGCGGUUUCAGAUGGGUCGUUCCAACAAGUCUCCUUCGUGAACUCAAUCGCUACAACCUCAGGUGGCACACAUGUGAACUAUGUCAGCGACCAGAUAUGCAACAAAUUGGCCGACAUUCUCAAGAAGAAGAACAAGGGUGGACCUGCCCUCAAAACCAAUCAGAUCCGCAACCACCUCUUCCUAUUCGUCAAUGCGCAGAUCGUCAAUCCUGCUUUCACGUCGCAAACGAAAGAACAGCUCACCACCAAAUCCAGCCAAUUUGGUAGCACGUGCUCCGUCAGCGAAAAGUUCAUGAAGGCGGUUCAAAACACCGAUGUUAUCACCAACAUCCUUUCCUUUCUCGAAAAGAAAGCGGACCAGAUUCUCAAAAAGAGUGAUGGGAGUAGAAGAAGCCGGAUCAGCAAUCCUAAGUUGAUUGAUGCAAACAAAGCUGGCACGAAGGACGGUUGGCAAUGUACCCUGAUUCUUACAGAAGGUGAUUCAGCCAAAGGUCUUGCGGUGGCAGGACGGUCCAUGGUCGGUCCUGAUCUCUUCGGGGUUUUCCCUCUUCGCGGAAAACUGCUUAACGUCCGGGACGCUUCCAUUGACCAAAUCUCGAAGAACGCCGAAAUCCAGAACAUCAAGAAUUUCAUGGGUCUGCAGCAUAAGAAAGAGUAUACAGAUAGGAAGGGUCUUCGAUAUGGUCAUCUAAUGAUUAUGACCGAUCAAGACCAUGACGGAAGCCACAUCAAGGGUCUUCUUAUCAAUUUCCUUCAGGUGGCUUUCCCCAGCUUACUCAAGCUCCCUGGCUUCUUGCUUGAGUUCAUUACUCCUAUCGUGAAAGCCUGGAGAGGCCCUAUCUCGAAGCCCACAGAGGUGAUUAGGUUCUACACGAUGCCUGAGUACGAGAGGUUUAGGGAGGCCCACAAACAUGAGAAAAAGUGGGAGCACAAAUAUUACAAAGGAUUGGGAACCAGUACACCACAAGAUGCGCAACAGUACUUCUCAAACUUGGAUAAACAUCUCAAGGAAUUUCACACCAUGCAAGAAAACGAAGCAAAUCUCAUUGAUCUAGCCUUUUCCAAGAAGAGAGCAGAUGAACGCAAGGCAUGGCUUGGCGACUUCAAGCCUGGCACAUAUUUGGAUCACGGUGCAGUCGAUAAGAUCACGUAUGAUGAUUUUGUCAACAAGGAGCUCAUCCUCUUCAGCAUGGCGGAUAACAUCCGGUCGAUUCCAUCCAUGGUCGAUGGUCUGAAACCUGGCCAGCGUAAAGUUCUGUUCACUUGCUUCAAAAGGAACCUACAAAAAGAUGUCAAGGUCGUUGAGCUUGCAGGGAGCUGCAGUGAGAUGACAGCAUAUGCGCAUGGUGACACUUCCCUACAGCAGACCAUUGUCGGCCUUGCUCAGACCUUUGUGGGGUCGAACAAUCUCAACUGUCUCGAGCCGAGCGGGAACUUUGGUAGUCGCCUGCAGGGAGGCAGUGAUGCUGCAAGUGCUCGUUACAUUUACACUCGACUAUCGCCCUUUGCCAAAAAGGUCUUUCAUCCUGCUGAUGAGCCACUUUUGACUCACAACCUCAAUGAUGGGAAGAAAAUAGAGCCGCAAACAUAUGUGCCGGUGGUGCCGCUGGUACUCAUCAACGGCACAGAUGGAAUUGGUACGGGCUGGAGCUCUUCAAUCCCCAAUUAUAACCCUGAGGAAGUCGUUGCUAACCUCAAGCGCAUGAUGGACGGUGAGCCAUUCCUUCCAAUGCUGCCUUGGUUCCGUGGAUUCGAAGGUACGGUUCAAGAAUCUGCACAGGAUCGCUACAAGUUCAGUGGCGUUGCCCAAAAGACUGGAAACACUGAAAUUGAAAUAACCGAACUGCCUAUUCGAGUGUGGACGCAAGAUUUCAAGGACAAACUUGAGGACAUCAUCAAGGCCGAAAAGAUACCGUCAUUCAUCAAGGAUUACAAGGAUUACAACACUCACGAGAAAGUACGCUUCGUGAUCCAGAUGGAGGAGAAGCAUGUGCCCAGCGGGACCGACGAGGAAGUCAAGAAAGAGCUGGAGGAGAAGUUCAAACUGAGCAAGUCAAUAGCCACGUCGAAUUUGGUUGCUUUCGAUGCUGAGGGUCGCAUUGCGAAGUAUGCCACGGUCGAAGACAUCAUGAAAGAUUUCUUCCGUAUUCGCAUCCUCUACUAUGAGAAACGCAAGCAAUGGCAGCUGGCAGAGAUGCAAAGAAACUUGGACAAGCUCAGCAAUCAAGCCCGCUUCGUACAAAUGAUCAUCGACAAUAAAUUGACCAUCUCAAAGAAAAAGAAGAGCGUCCUGAUGAGCGAAUUGAAGAAGUUGGGGUUCAUGGCCUAUAAUAAUGUGGAGGACGCCCAAAAGGCCGGUGAGAAGCAGCAAGUAGCUGAAGAGUCAGAAAGUGAGGAGGAUGCUGCAGUUGGAGCGCAUGAUUACGACUAUCUCCUUGGGAUGCCAUUGUGGUCUCUUACGCAAGAACGUGUCGAAAAACUGCGAAGACAAAUUGGAGAAAUCGAAACAGAGGUCGACACCUUGAUCAAACUCAGCAAAGAGGACCUAUGGAGACGAGAUCUCGACAGCUUCAUUGAAGAAUGGAGAGUGCAACUUGAGGAAGAGCAUAAGCAAAAGCGCCGUAUCAACAACAUGGGCCGUCGCACUUCUAGCAAAGUCAAAGUUGCAGCAUCCGGCGCAGCCACCAAGAAGCGUAAAGGCUUAGGCGAUUCCGAUGACGAUGAUUUUGAUGACGGGCCCAAAGCGAAGAAGCCUGCUCCUCCCAAGGUAAGGAGAAUAGAAGUCAAGCCUGAAAAGAAGAAAAAUACUCUUGAAGGCUUUUUCAAAGGGAAUGGGACACUAGGAAAAAAUCCAGCCCGGAGUCAUGACGGCAACAGCUCCGAGAUGGAGCCAGAACCGGAAGUUGUUCAGAAGGCUGCGGAUGCGAAGAAGGUGAAGGUGACAGCCAAACCAAAAGCGGUUCCUACUUCCGAACACUCUGACGAGGAAGAGAUCAUUAAAAAGCCGGCAGUAAAGAGAGCGCGAGCUGCGGCUUCAAAGCCUAUCCAGUAUGCUGUGGGUGGUGGAAGCGACUCUGAUGGCUCGAAUGGUGAUGAUCUAUUGGGCGACAUUACCAGCAUGGUCAAGGGUCUUCCCGGAGGAGAGAAUAAGUCUUCGACCGACAGCAAGCCUUUAUUCUCCGCUUCUCGUGGCAUUCCAAACAACAGUGCCAGCCUAAAAGCCGCAGUACCUCCUACUGCCACGAAAAGUUACGCGGAAAUCUCCGACAACGACGAUACCAAUUUCAUGGGUCUGGUACCUCAGCAGUCUCCUCGACGAUCGAUCAACGUUACGAAAAACGCUUUUCUCACAGACGAUGAAGACGAGGACCAAGACGGCAUCCGCCCGCUCACUACGAACAAAUCUCGCCCAGCAGCCGUCAAGCCUGCGAUACCUGCACCAGCAGUGAGGGCUAAACCCGCUGUAAAGUCCGAAUCUGAGAGCGACGACAACGAGGAAGACGAGGACGAGGAUGACGUCGUGAUUACCAAAACUAAAACCAAAUCUCGCCCAGCUGCUUCAUCAAGCAAACCAGCACCAGCACCAGCCACAGCGGCAUCGAAACCAAAAGCAUCCAAGGCCGCUACCUCAAAACCAGCAGCAGCAGCAAAGAAAGACCCAGCCACCAAGAGAAGCAAACCCGCACCAGCAAAGAAAGCUCCCGCUCCCUUGUCCCCAGCGGCAAAAGCGUACGCGGCCAAACAAGCCAAGAACAUCAAGAGGAACAAAUUGCUUGAUUCAGACGACGACGGAGACGAAGCAAUCGACGCCAUGGCUGAUGAUUUGCUGGACUCGCCUGUCCCCGAUGGUACCGGCUCUGGUGCGAGGAAGGAAGCCAGUGAUGAAGAAGACUCGCCACCUGUGAAGAAAGCCGGUACUGCGAGGCCGGCGCGGAGAGCGGCAGCGGCGAAGAAGAAGCCUGUGUACGUGCUCAGUGAUGACGACGACGAGGAGGACGGCGAUGGUCAGGUCGGGUUCGAAGACGAAGAUGACGACCCUGUCGUUGACUCCGAGACGGAUGAGGGGUUCUAG